Molecule: messenger RNA, 420 nt
Organism: Volvox carteri f. nagariensis
Lineage: Eukaryota; Viridiplantae; Chlorophyta; Chlorophyceae; Chlamydomonadales; Volvocaceae
Exons: 2
Coding region: 1-420 (139 amino acids)
Cellular component (GO): post-mRNA release spliceosomal complex; U2-type spliceosomal complex
Source: RefSeq, a predicted model, not a curated record
AUGGAGGACGCCCUCGCCCGGCGCGAAAGGCUGAAGGCCCUGCGAGCGGCAGCCCAGGCCUCGGCACCGGAUGAAGCAGAUGCGUCACAACAGCAUGACACGGCUGAGCCGGAGCCAGAGAAACCCGUCCUUAAGUUCCGGAACUACGCAGUCCAGGACACCAAGCGGAUAGACCACGAGCGGGUUGCAGCAGCGCAACCCCCCAAAUUCCAGGAACCUGUCGUUGAAACGAAACCAGAGGAUCUGCCUCAGGAGGAGCUGCUGGUCAACAUAGCCCCAAAGAAAGCUAAUUGGGACCUCAAACGGGACGUGCAACCGAAGUUGGACAAACUGGAGCGGCGCACGCAGCGGGCUAUCUUGGAGAUGAUGCGCGAGGAGGAGCGGCGCAAGCUGGAGGAGGAGGGCGGUGUGCAGGACUGA